Messenger RNA from Toxoplasma gondii ME49, 1028 nucleotides. RefSeq lists its product as hypothetical. The record is from RefSeq and is a predicted model, not a curated record. Bases 369 to 1028 code for a protein of 219 amino acids. The transcript is spliced from 4 exons. NCBI's taxonomy places the organism in Eukaryota, Apicomplexa, Conoidasida, Eucoccidiorida, Sarcocystidae. Gene Ontology annotation, cellular component: cilium.
AACUUGGAAGAAUCACGGUUGGGCUCCAGAGCAAAGGCAUGGCACUCAAAACAAAGCGGUCCGUGGCUCACAUGCCUGCUUCCUCCGCCCACACCCACGGGGUGUUGGGUGGCGUCACUUUCGCCGCAGUGUCGCGCGUGCGUCCGUCUCUGGUGGCUCCGAUGUGAGCUACCAAAGGACUUCGUUUCCUCGUGGAAAUCUUCGAAACGCAAGACUUGUGUGUGGGCGAGAUUGGUUCGCCUUGUGCUGGUAGACGCAAUUUGCCUUUUCGUUCUGUGCCCACGCACUGUCCCCGAAGGGAUGAACUCUGUGGACGAGCGUCGUCGCUACACCACGGGCUAUUUUUUCUUUGUCCGAAAAAAAGACCAAUGAGGAAGCCGAAGAACCGACGCUCUGUGCCAGAGGCCUGUGUCUUCCUCUCGCAGACAGAAGGCGACGAAAGGCCUGCAGAGCGGACGGCGCCUACGCAAACAGACGAGUUGCAGCCGUUGAGAGGCGACGAGCCUUACAUGCCAGCAAAGCGAGGAAUCAAUGCUUCGACGCAGUUAUUUGGAGACGAAGAACUCUUCGAUUUCGCAGACGAAGUGUCUCCUUUGGUAGAAGUUCUCGUCUGGAAGACCCUCGAAGAGGUGCAGAGCGAACUGGUACACGAAGGAGAACUCGAGGAAAUGGCAGCGUACAGAGAGGCAUGCGAGCAGAGAUGUAGAGCCCGCCUCGAUCGCGAGGCACAGGCAGAGCGCCUUGAAUGGCAGCGGGUGGAAAAUAUGCGAAAACUCAUUGAAUUUAAUGAAAGAAGAAUUGAGGAAGAGGGACUCCUGAUUAGAAAGCUGCUGGCAGUCGAGGCUGCAGAGCGAACCCCUUUCUAUCCCCUCGUCGAAGGUUGUCUUGAUGGAUUGCAAGCGCAAGGAGCCUUCAUUGAAGACAACACUGUUGCGGUCCAAACGGUUGCGAUGCUGCAACUGAACAAAGACGUCAAGGCAAGACUCGCGCAGCUCGUGGUGCGUCCUCUCGAGACCGGCACUGAGUAA